Messenger RNA from Cylindrotheca closterium, 4101 nucleotides. Lineage: Eukaryota; Bacillariophyta; Bacillariophyceae; Bacillariales; Bacillariaceae. The record is from the annotation of a GenBank genome assembly.
AUGAGGAAGCGCAAGACAUCCUCCUUGGACGAAGUCGACAGUUCCGGCAGCGAGAUGGAAGUAGAUGGUGAGGAGAAAAUGGAUGUGAACGAAGUAGAUGAUGUCAACUCCUCUGACGAACAAUCUGAAGCUGAAGAACCAGCCACCCAUUUUGUUCCUAAAGACAAUCCAUUUCUAGACUCCUUCUACGGCUUGUCUUCCGAGGAUCCGAGAGAAAGGUCAAAUUCAGCAAAGACAAUGCUUCACCAGUGUCUGUUGGGUCCAGAUGCCAACUCAAAGGAUGCUUCGUACGCUUUGCGUCGCCUUUUGAACGGUCUUUGUUCGGGAAGGGCGGCAGCUCGACAAGGAAAUGCAUCGGCUUUAACAAGUUUUCUGAAAGCUUCUUUUCAACUGGACAAAAUCCAGGGCAUUCGAAGUGAAAUGGAAGGAGAUGACCCGACCGGUGGAACACCCCUAUCAUUCAUUAGAACGAAAUUGCUUGCUGCCACUGACCCUAACCAAAUUUCCGGCAAGAAGAAAGGAUCAGAAGAACGGGACUAUCAAUUUGGAAGAUUGUUUGGGAUCCUUGGUGUGAUUCGCAGCGGUAUUCUACUACCCGAUGACUACGACGAUGACAAUAUGUCGAAUGUUGUUGAAGUUGUUAGCGGUUUUGUUGAAGAUCUUGCUGAGCUGUUUUGGCUCAAGAGAUGGAUGAGAGAACCUGCUACGCAUGGAAUUGCAACGCUUCUGAAGUCUUUCUAUCAGGGAUCACCAGAAAAGGCCUGUACGCAAAUCUUGAAUCACAUCGUCAAUAGAAUCGUCAUUCCAAAAGUUUUUUUGAAGGAAGAGGGCGAGAGAAGCCUUGAAGUUGUAUUGGAGACUUAUUGUGCUGAACAAAUCGGACUGGCUUGUUUUAUCCAGUCACGGGCAGGGCCUCGCGGAGACAAGCUGUCAUUUCCGCUAAAUGAAGCUGUGCUCUCUGCCGAAACCGUUAUUCUCAUCAGCGAUGCCUUGGCAGAAACCAGUGUAGUGGUGCAGCCAAGAAUGCAUUUCGUAUGGGAUUCACUGUGGUGCUAUCUAUUUGAAAUGAAAAAUAACGAAGGUGGCAAGGAGAUACAGUGGGAACUACAAGAGACAUGCGCAAUCAAUGGUGGUAAAGCAGUUGAAAUAUUGGAGCAAAUUGUCAAAACGAUUGUCGUAAAGAAGCUUCUUGGGAUUGACUCUGAGAAAGGUGGCGGAACGUCGAAGGCAACACACGAGCGUCGGUCUUUAGCGUUGUGCAUUGUCAAAACUCUCUGCGGUGUUACAUUUGCUUCAUCUAUUUGUGGUCCGUCAAAAUUGCUGGUUGACAACGAAUCUAUCGGGAGAUUUGUUCUCUCCCCGAGCAUAAUUCGUCGUCUCUUCGUAGACACCAUUUGUGCUGGGAAACAGAAUAAGUCGCAGUCGUCGCACUUGUUGAAGCCUUUGGCUCUAGAGGUGCUGGCUUCAAUGUCUUCGAGCUACUCGACCACCGAUGCUACAACAGCGGAAAGGCGCCUCACAAUUGCCAAAGCAUUCCUGAAAGCCGAGGUCCGUUUUGACUCUAGAACAAAAACGUCGGCCGUUGAAGAUAUGCUUGGACUCACUGUGGCAGUAGAAGAACAAAAUGAGCACUUUUUUGCCCUUGUUGACCACUACCUUCGCUUUCUGAAAGAUCAGUUCUUGUCCGCUUGCGCAGAUGCUGACGAGUCUACGGCUUUGGCAACAGGAUUCGUUGAGGCCAUGUACAGUGCAGUCAAGCGAAUCAUUCGAGUAGACGGAGAAAAUAAAGCCGAAGUGGCUUUAUGGAAGAAGACAUCGGUUCGCGGGGUGGUAAACUUUUUCAUGGCAUCGGCUUUCUUUGAUUGCUCUGAUGUGAAAAAUAGUAAGGGCAAGAAGAAAAAGAGAAAAAGCACUGGAGAUCAGAACAGUAUUCGUAGCUGUGCGACUUCUGUGAAGGAUGUCGAAAUUCCACACAGUAUCCGAUCAAUCAUCUCUGCAAGGUUCUUCUCGCUGGUUGCUGAUUGCAUACACCAGGAGACGCACCAAAAGUCAGGAACCGGUCAAGGAAAGUUGGAAAAGGAUGCGAUUGCUCUUUCUUUCCUAUCGGAAACGCAUCAAGGCUGGCUUGAAUUGGAAACUGCUGGGGCGAAGAGAUAUUCCAAUGCCACAGUUUCAGAUGAUGACAAAUCUGAAAAUCCGGAUGCCCAUCUUGUAAUACAGGGCAUUGGGAAAAUGAUGACCGAGAUAUCUGAUGCGCAGCGCAAAAACCCUGAGAACUCUCUGAUUGAAGCCAAGAAGCGUUGCUGUACGGGUGUUUCAACAUUUGCCUACACGCUUUAUCUUCAUCGUUUGAACUGUACCAAGGAUGGCGACGAAAUGGAUGAUAAUCCUGAUGCAGAUGAAGAAGAUGACGAGGAAGAGAUUUGCAGCGCACUUACAAGCUUGAAUGAAAUCCUUCAAGACUUCAUGGCGGGUGGUGUUGAAGAAAACCCACUAUCGGGACUUUCUGAACUUUGCGCCAACAUUUUAUCAUCGCCACUAGGUUCUGGUGAGAUCGGCCGGGGAGCAUCACCGAAAUUGAUUCGAGAGUCUGUUAAGUUUGCUUGGCUCGGUGGGCUGAAACUAUCCUCCGCGUUAGCAACAAAAGACCGCACAUUCCUUGAUAGUGAAGUGGUCAGUACCUUGAUGGAUGCGGUCGGUGCAAAUGCAGGUGAGGAUGAUGAAAUGGAUGGAGAGGAUAGCAAUGGGGAUGGGGAUUCCAGUGAUGGAGAAGAUGAUGAACGCGGAAUGCAUGAUGAAGACGUCUUCAGUAAGGCGUCAAAUUUAAUUGAUUCUGAAUCAAUGGAGGUUGACGACGAACAAGAGCGAGCCGUUUCUGAAGAGGACGAGUCGGAUGUAGUACUGGAUCAAGACAAGCUUCAGUCCAUGCUUGAGGAGGACAGCGAUAGUGAUGCUGAUCCUGAUGUCUUGGAGCACCAUGAAGGUGCAGAUGCAGCUUUAGCGAAGUUAAUCAGGCUGAAGCAAGGUGCUCGAAAAGCGGGACAGCAAGCAAGAGAAAAAAUUGAGGUGCAAAAUCAACUACGGUGUACAAUUCUUCUUGAAUUGUUGUUCGGACGACCAGAUGCAUGGAACAACUUGUUCAGAACCGAAAUCGUUGCAUCCAUGUUGUUGCCGCUACUACGUCUUCGCAAGAAGACUGAAAAAUCAAUGGACAAGGCCACUGAGAAUCGUCAGAAAUCUGGAUACGCUGAAAAAAGAUCUCUUGUAGAGAAACUCACAUCCCUGUUGACGACGAAGAUCUUUAAACUGAAAGUGUCGUCAAUGCCCAUGUCCUCGCUCUUAGGUACAGAAAUGGCAUCCAAGUUGAUAGAGAGUAUUGCAGAUGAAGUGAGGCGCACAGAAAGCAAGGACCAGUCCAAGUGCUGCAGUAAUGCAAUUGCCUUUUUGCUACGAAACGUCGAAAACGUGGAAGAGGUAAUAUCGUCAAUUUCCACCUUCGAAAACCUAGUCGAGGAGUGGUCGAAUAAACGAUCUACCCGUAUUGGCGGCUCCUUCUUUGACGAGUUAAUCGUGCACUCGCCGCACCUAUCCCAAGCUAUUCUCUUGUCUCCGCUGGCAAAGGCAACCCAAAGCGGACGCUCUCCAUUUUUAAAAACAGAGGUCUUUCGAAUUCUUUCCUUGCUUUUCGCUGCAAGGCCGAGCUCAGCGUCUUCAGAGGCAGAAAAGAUUGCCGCUGAUUGCAUCAACAGUAACCAACAAGAGCUCCUGGCUGCCAUCACAAAGACGCUGGAGGACGAAGAAAUGAAGAAACCAAAGCGUGCUCGCGCCGUUCUCAAGGCCGUAGAGAAGUUUGUUCCUUGCAUUGAAGAGAGCUCUUCGGAAUGCCUCGAAAAACUGGACGCUAUGAAGUCACAAGUUGUCAAGUUAGAAGCUAGUGAGAGCAACGCUAUCAAGUCAGCUUGCAAUAAGCUGGUAGGAGAGAUUGAUGGCAAAAUCAGCGCAAUCAAGAAGGAAUACGAGAAGCUACAACAACAGUCAGUCAAAAGUCCAACACUCAGCAGUUCCACGAAGAAGAAAAAGAAGAAGAAGAAAAAGAGGUAG